Ahaetulla prasina is the source of this 4118-nucleotide messenger RNA. It is a transcript of the gene SLC37A2, whose product is annotated as solute carrier family 37 member 2. The transcript has 19 exons. Gene Ontology annotation, cellular component: endoplasmic reticulum membrane. Gene Ontology annotation, molecular function: glucose 6-phosphate:phosphate antiporter activity. NCBI's taxonomy places the organism in Eukaryota, Metazoa, Chordata, Lepidosauria, Squamata, Colubridae. The record is from RefSeq and is a predicted model, not a curated record. Gene Ontology annotation, biological process: glucose-6-phosphate transport; phosphate ion transmembrane transport. The coding region runs from base 319 to 1836 and encodes 505 amino acids.
GGAGGGGCGAGGAGGGGCGGCCCAAGCGGGGCAGCUCCCCUUCUCGCCCUGGCCCUGCCCGCGCCGGGGCGGGGGGAAGCGGCCUUGAAUCACCGGCGGGUGCCCGUCGGCUGGCCUCCAGCGGGGCAUUUAAAUGCCGGCCGGGAUUCAGCCCGAAGCAGCCGAAGCAAGCAAGAGGCGGCCCGAUCGCGGCCCCCCUCCCGCUCUGAGAGGAACCCGCGCGGUCGAGUCCCUCACAACCAGCCAGCCAGUCAAGCGGGCGCCCGGCAGCUCUUGGCGCGCUUCCUCCGCCUGGCCCGGCUUUCCCUCAGAGCAACCAUGCGGGCCAUCCCCGCGCCGGGCAUCCGCUUCCUUCGCUCCUUCUCCAGGGACAGCUGGUACCGGGGAUUAAUUCUGGUGCUAACGUUCCUGUGCUACACUGCUUUUCACCUCUCACGGAAACCCAUUAGCAUUGUAAAGAGCGAACUGCAUUACAACUGUUCUUCACUGGGAUCCAGGCCAAACAAUGCGUCCAACAGCACCACGUGGUGUGACUGGAAACCCUUCGAUCAGGAUAACUAUAAGGAACUGUUUGGAGCCCUGGACAAUGCUUUCUUGGUUGCUUAUGCAAUUGGGAUGUAUAUCAGCGGGAUUUUCGGUGAGCGUCUUCCUCUGCGCUACUACCUUUCUGGAGGCAUGUUGCUGAGUGGUUUAUUUACUGCCUUAUUUGGAUUGGGCUACUUCUGGAAUAUCCAUCAAUUAUGGUACUUCGUGUUUGUACAGAUCCUGAAUGGCUUGGCUCAGACAACCGGCUGGCCGUCGGUGGUGACCUGUGUCGGCAACUGGUUUGGAAAGGGGAAGCGAGGUUUAAUCAUGGGCAUCUGGAAUUCGCACACAUCUGUCGGAAACAUCUUGGGGUCCUUGAUUGCUGGCAUCUGGGUCUCCAAGGCGUGGGGACUGUCCUUCAUUGUACCUGGAAUCAUUAUAGCCUUCAUGGGUGUUUUCUGCUUCCUGUUCCUCAUUGAAUAUCCAGAAGAUGUUGACUGCAGCCCUCCUCUUCACCAUGAGACCAGUUCUGAUGAGAAAGGUCUGGAGGCAGGACAUUCCAUCAGUGACGGGAGUUUGAAUGUGUCUACCAACAGCCGAGAAAACAUCAUUGACAUGGUGGAACAUGCCAAAGACUCUGGGGAGGACCGAGAAGCCAUCAGUUUCAUUGGUGCCCUCAAGAUACCUGGAGUGAUCGAAUUUUCCUUCUGCCUCUUGUUUGCCAAACUCGUCAGCUACACCUUUCUCUACUGGUUGCCUCUCUACAUCGUGAAUGUUGCUCGCUUAAGUGCAAAAGAAGCUGGAGAUAUGUCAACUCUGUUUGAUGUUGGUGGCAUUAUUGGGGGCAUCGUGGCUGGUCUCAUCUCAGACUACACUGGUGGCAGGGCCACCACUUGCUGUGCAAUGCUUAUCCUGGCAGCUCCCAUGCUCUUUUUGUACAACUAUGUUGGCCAAAAUGGACUAGGCACAUCCAUAGCGAUGCUCAUUAUCUGUGGUGGCCUUGUCAAUGGACCCUAUGCUCUCAUUACAACUGCGGUGUCAGCUGAUUUGGGUACUCAUGAAAGUCUUCAGGGAAACGCCAAAGCUCUCUCCACAGUCACAGCCAUCAUUGAUGGAACAGGAUCUGUAGGUGCUGCUCUUGGACCUUUGCUAGCAGGUUUGAUCUCCAGCUCUGGAUGGGAUAAUGUCUUCUACAUGUUGAUUUCAGCCGAUAUUUUGGCAUGCCUGCUCCUUUCACGAGUGGUAUUCAAAGAAAUUCGAGACUGGUGUGGCUGCUAUACAAGAAAAAGAGGGUCAAUCACCAUUUUUUGAACAGUUAUGCUCUGGGGCCAUAAAUCCCGCUUUAAGGAAUUCUGAUGUGGCCUGCCUGGCCAUAGGAGUCCACCGAGGCAAGAAGAAACAGCAUUGCCAAGAGGGUCGGUUUGUUGCCACCCACCCACGCAUGUGGGACAAAUUAAUGACGCUCCAAUGUGCUCCAGAGACAAAACUCGCCUACAAAAAAGCUAGCCAGGUCAAUCACUGGCUUCACCUUCGGUUUUUUAAAAUGAUUGACAGUGGAAAGCAGGGGAAAAAAUACAAGAGAAAAAGAAUGAGCAUAUUUGGGAUCCAGUUGGAGUCCCCGGACAUUUGUUUUUCUAUCCGUUGCCAGAUGCAUUCCAUUUUGUUUUUACUAUUAAAACCAGAGAACCAGUUCUUCAGCUGGGGGAGGAAAAAGCUUCGGUCCUCUUGUAAUUGCUGCUUCUUCCACGGUCCAAUUUUUCAUUUCUGGAGAUGUUUUUAUUUUAUGCAAAACCACUGCCAAGUGUGUUUAAUUUGAAUUACAAGAACAACCCAGGGAAAAGAGGUUUCCUCUUAUAGCCAAACACUUUUUUUUUUACUAAAAGUUGUAUGUUAAUGAUAGCUAUUUCUACUACAAGGACAUGAAGCUCAAUGUAAAAUAAUACCACCAGCAGAGGCUGUCACAGGGUGACCUCAGAAUGGUACUAAUAAACCAUCCUUAAAUUCAGAAAGCAAAACUUGUGUUGUAGAGGUGAAUAACCUUUGGGAGGAAAAGGCUAGUGAGUUUCAGAAAAUGAGACACGGCAAGCAUUUUGUUGUUGUUGUUGAACCUGCAAAUUUAAGGGACAUCUCGGAAGAAGGAAACAACAAGCCACUUCCACAACUCUGUCAGAAGAUCAAAUCAUCCCAUUGUCUAUUCCUACUUUAUGUCUCCCAUAAUCCUUAAAAUACCUUCAACUGGAAAGCCAAUGUGAGGCUAAUGCAAAGAUUUAUUCUUACUGAAAGGAGGCUCCUCUAGAAGAAAUGUUCAAUAUUCUAACCUCCCCUGCUUGUAAUUGGUCGGUUGCAAUUGGUCAAGUGUGAUCAAGACUUCUUGGACCAACUGGAUCUAAUUUGGACAGACAGGAAUGAAAACAACCCAUCUUCAUUGAGCCAGACUUGAGACUUUAUGCAUCUAAUCUCUUUUUUCAUAUCUCGCACCAACAUAAGAGAGCUGCUGCUCUUGAUGCAGGCAACAUGGCCAGCGUGUAUUUUGCUGUAAGCUCUGUUUACCCCAGUUGUCUGAGGGCAAAUAGCUACAGUGGAUGUCAAAGUAUUCACAUUGGAUGUUUGAAAGAAUAGUCAGAUCAGCAGAAUGGGGCUUUCAUGCUGAUCUGGGAUAUAGCACAUUCCUCUAGGGAUGUGUUUGAGUUUGUUGAAGGUGGCCUCCAGGGUAAAACACCUCUCUUCAGAUCAUCCAUUGCACAGAGAUUCCUUAAGAGUUAGGUGUGAAAGAAUGCAAGGUUUAGGUCUCUGCGGAGCCCUCCAUUCUGCUUUUGUCAUCUAAUGUUAUGGAAAAGAUGCUAGUGGAAUUCUCCUAGGGAAUUAAUACAGGGUGCUUUCAUUUAACUCAGUUAUCAGUUGGCCAGGGAUGUGUUUUGUCUUUCAUUAAGUUCAGUCAUUGUAUUUUCAGUGGACUGCAGUGGACUUUAAAUGGUUCAGGGAACCACUUAAAGAAAGAGAUGCAAUAGAAACUGCAGUCCACUUUCUAUUGCAUCUCUUUCUUUAAGUGGUUCCCUCCAGCUCUCUGAUUUAUCUCAAAUCACAGCGGAAGACCACAUGAAGGGAAUUUCAUCCUCCCCUCCAAAUUAGGAUCCCCCCCUCCCCCAGAUUAGUGAAGUCAACCAAGGAAGCUGCAGAGGGAUCAAAAGAGCAGUCAGUGUCUGUUAAGUUCAGAAGAGAGUAAGUUAAACAGUGCCAAGUCAAAUUGGAAAGUAUUUCAGCCAAAUAAGAAAUAUCAUGAACUCCACUAGCAAAAGUUUAUGUCAUAACAAUUCUUUUAGGCUUUAGAUCAGAGGUAUCCAACCUUAGCAACUUUAAGACCUGUGAACUUCAACUCCCAGAAUUAUCCAGCCGGCUAUGGAAGAAUUUUGGGAAUUGAAGUCCACAAGUCUUAAAGUUGCCAAGAUUGGACACCCCUGUUUUAGAUUAAUACGAAGCUCUGGAUAGUUUUUGUAAUGUAUACCAUCUUGUAUGUAGAAGAAUUUGCUAGUGAUGAAAUCUUGUGAUGUAUUAAUUCCAUUCGUGUAACAAGUAAAGAUUCACCAUGAAUUUUA